AUGGCGCAGGCGGGCGUGUGGGUCAGUGGGCGAGGAGGGGGACGCACAAUGCACGCGUGGGCCGAGCCCCUUGAGACCUCCUCCUUCUCUUCCAGUGAGAGCGCUUCCAACCUCAAAGCCUUGUUUGACUUUGUCCAGACGUCCCUGACUCCCGACAGCAGCGACUCCUGGAAGGGCCCCGUGCUGCUGGUGGACGACCUCAGCGUCCUGCUCAGCCUGGGUGCCACACCGGUGGCAGUGCUGGACUUCAUCCACUACUGCAGAGUCACGGUGUGCUCCCAGCUGAAGGGAAACAUCGUGGUGCUGGUUCACAGCAACGAGGAUUCAGAAGACGAGGAAAACGAACUGGUUGUGAACUCCCUGUGUCAUCACAGUGACCUGAUCCUGUGGGUAGAGGGGCUGGCGACCGGCUUCUGCAAGGACGUUCACGGGCAGAUUAAAAUAAUUAGGAGAGUGUCCUUGGAGCUGACGGCGGAGCAGGAUCUCAUCCAGAUCUACCAGUACAAGAUCCAGGACAAGAACGUCACCUUUUUCGCUAGAGGGCUGUCUGCUGCAGUCCUGUGAUGCUGCGAUACCGUGCAGCGCUGUGAGAGCAACGCGGAGCGAG
This is a messenger RNA of Fulmarus glacialis (Northern fulmar), 607 nucleotides long. It is a transcript of the gene ELP6, whose product is annotated as elongator acetyltransferase complex subunit 6. The transcript is spliced from 3 exons. Gene Ontology annotation, biological process: tRNA wobble uridine modification. The record is from RefSeq and is a predicted model, not a curated record. NCBI's taxonomy places the organism in Eukaryota, Metazoa, Chordata, Aves, Procellariiformes, Procellariidae. The coding region runs from base 1 to 564 and encodes 187 amino acids. Gene Ontology annotation, cellular component: elongator holoenzyme complex.